CGAUAGGUCAUAACCGUCCCAUCUCUAAUUUUUUUCUCCAACACCAAACCUUCAGACUUCAACCUAACCCAACCCCCAGAAGGCCAAAACUGUACUAUAUGAGUUUAGGCGUAUAUAAAUCGGAUUGAAUUCACAAAAAUCAAGAACAAAAGAAGAGACAGAUAUAUAGAAAGAGAAUAAUACAUCAAACUAUCAUGAGCUAUCAGCCAGUUCCCCCAAAUUCCUACCCACCUCCAGGGUAUGGUACACAAUAUCCAGCGCCUACAGCACCACCACCACCAGGGUAUGAUGGAUACCCUCCACCUCAAGGGUAUAGUGGAUAUCCUCCACCACAAGGGUAUGGCGGAUAUGGUCAGCAGCAGCACCGACCUGAUGGGUAUCAGGGAUACUUCAAUGAUGGGUACCCUCCACCUCCACCUCCACCUCCCCCUCCCCCUCAGCCUUACCCACCUACCCAGGUUUAUCACUCUGGACACUACCAUCAUCAAGAGGAUGGUUGUUUCUCUUUUUUGAAAGGAUGUUUGGCUGCCCUCUGUUGCUGCUGUGUACUCGAAGAAUGCUGCUUCUGAGUCGCCUUGUUCUUUUGGGUUCUCGUUGAUAUGCAACGAUGGCUCUCUGAAUGUCAUGUUCGAUUACGAGCAACUUUGCCCGUGAAUCUUGAUAUCUGCUAUCUUAAAUUUGUGAAGAGAGCAUAUUAGUACAGGGAUCUCAGAUCUGUAUAUGUUGUGCCGUGUGAGGUGUACCGAAAAUUUGUAAGUAAUCCUAGAAUCUAUGAAAAUUCUUGCAUUUUCAAACAUUUCAAUGUGCCCAUUGUAUAAAUCUACCCAAGACCAUGUUUAAGUGCAAAUCAGCUCACUUUUUAGGAUUAAGUUUCAUCAAAAAAUACUGUCUUAAGAGAGUAAUAUUUAUCCUAAUUACUUACUAGUACUGUGUAUUUUACAUCAUUAGAGUUACUAUACGUCGUAUAUACGGAGUAUAUACAAGUACUUGUAUGUGAUACACGAACAUGGUGAAUUUGACGCAUCUUUCUUUCGGGGUGGUGUGACCGUGCAACUCUAGGAAUCUUCUUCUGAUCGACUAUUCGAAUUCGGAAUCAUGUUCCGGUUUUGGUACCUGUUCCUAUUCCAUGAUCUUUAGCCGAAGGGCCUCGGUGGUAUUCAAAGCAUCGUUAGGUGCUUGAGACUCGGACUUGUAGAGUCGGUCACUACUCAUAAAAGAUACUCCAUCUGUUCAUAUGAAAUCACAUUUAUUUUCAUCAAAUUUGUCGGAUACUACCCAAAGGAAAAGCAUUCACGUGGCUUAAUUUUGUUUUUCGAAAAGUACUAUGCAUAAAUUUAAUUAAACUCCCAAUUUAUUACCCCUAAAGUCUAAACUCGUUUUCAUUGAAGUAAAAACCCUAAUUGCAGAUUUCUUCCUAAAUUAACAAAAUUCUUCAUCUAAACUCUUAUAUGUCAUAUAUCCAUGAAUAGAUCUGAAAAAAUUGGCAAAAGGUAUUGACGAAGAAAAACAGAAUCUUCAUCUAAUCACAAAUAAAUUUCA
Amaranthus tricolor (Joseph's coat) is the source of this 1539-nucleotide messenger RNA. RefSeq names its product cysteine-rich and transmembrane domain-containing protein WIH2-like. The record is from RefSeq and is a predicted model, not a curated record. NCBI's taxonomy places the organism in Eukaryota, Viridiplantae, Streptophyta, Magnoliopsida, Caryophyllales, Amaranthaceae. The transcript has 3 exons. The coding region runs from base 195 to 569 and encodes 124 amino acids.